This is a messenger RNA of Rhinocladiella mackenziei CBS 650.93, 2496 nucleotides long. RefSeq lists its product as uncharacterized. Gene Ontology annotation, biological process: carbohydrate metabolic process. The coding region runs from base 1 to 2496 and encodes 831 amino acids. The record is from RefSeq and is a predicted model, not a curated record. NCBI's taxonomy places the organism in Eukaryota, Fungi, Ascomycota, Eurotiomycetes, Chaetothyriales, Herpotrichiellaceae. The transcript is spliced from 3 exons.
AUGACAUCAAUCCAAAUCUCAUCGGUCACAUUCGAACACCAUCCCACCGGGUUCGGCAUUGGCCAUGCCAGGCCUCGAGUUUCAUGGCGCUUCUCCAGUUGUGACGACGUGGAGAACUGGGUACAAGAGUCUUAUGAGAUCCAAGUCGGUCGGCAUCAUGACACUGGCGCAAAACCCCACCACAUUGUGAGCUCCGAGUCAGUCCUGGUGCCCUGGCCCGACCAUCCACUCCGAUCGCGAGAAUCUGUUUGGGUAAAGAUCCGGUCUCAUGGCAAAGCCACAGAUAUAGCAGGUCACGUCACGACUGAUAGCACUGAGUGGUCUAGCCCUGCCAUCGUCGAGGCUGCGCUACUUGACGUGGAAGACUGGACAGCAAAGCUGACAACUUCGACAGUCACGCCCAACAAGAACGAGCCGAGACGACCCUUGUUGUUCCGAAAGGUCUUUCCUUUACCUCAGGACUCGGGAGCCAUCUCCAAAGGCCGCCUUCACAUCACAGCUCACGAGGAAAUGGCACCUGGCUGGUCCAGGUACAACCACAGGCUCCUCUAUCAGACUUUUGAUGUGACGGCGUCACUGGCUCCGGGCGGCAACCCCAACAUAUUUGGAGUAGAAGUUGCCGAGGGCUGCCCAACUCGAAAUCCUCGUACACACUGGUCUCGGACAGCACUUGGAAAUCUCACAAAAGUGCCACGACUCGCAGUGAAAUUUAUGAUGGAGAGGAUUACGACUCCCGUGAAAAUCUUCAAGUCGGAGUCUGGCAAGACUCUUGUCGACUUUGGCCAGAAUCUAGUCGGAAAGCUUCUUGUGCACCUCCCGGCAGUGUCGAACGUGACGACAAACGUCGACAGACAGACGUUGUCAUUCAGCCACGCCGAGGUACUCGAGCGUAACGAGCUUGGGACGCGUCCUCUCAGAGGGGCUAAAUCAGUCGACAACGUCGUCUUGUCUCACAAUCAGCCGUCUGCUUGGUCCCCAAAGUUCACUUUCCACGGCUUCCGUUACGUUCAAAUAGACGGUUGGCCGACCGAUGAUGGAAUGCCCAGUAGUGACGAGAUCUCGGCGCUCGUUUUGUACAGCGACAUGAGACGCACGGGAUGGUUCUCAUGCUCUGACCCUCUCAUCAAUCAACUUCACGACAAUGUUCUUUGGAGUAUGAAGGGCAACUUCUUUUCUCUGCCAACCGAUUGUCCUCAGCGUGAUGAGCGGCUUGGUUGGACGGGCGAUAUCCAGGUAUUCACCCCCUCGGCCAGUUUCAUCUUCGACACCAAAGGAUUCCUCGGGAGCUGGUUUGAAGAUGUCUUGGAUGAGCAGCUUGAAGAGGGCAGGAAUGGAGUUCCAGGCCUAGUGGUCCCUGACAUCCUUCCAAAUCCCCCCAAUCCGCCUGGGCCGCAGUGUGCAUGGCAUGAUGCUACCGUACUGACACCGUGGGACUUGUACAACAGCUCAGGUGAUGUAGAGAUCCUCCGCAGGCAAUUUCCGAGUAUGAAGGCCCGGGUGGAUAAGGGUAUACCGCGAGGUCCGAAUGGAUUGUGGGAUCAGAAUGUCUGGCAGUUCGGUGACUGGCUGGACCCUGCCGCUCCGCCGUCUGAACCAGGGAACGGCCGCACCGAUAGCACUCUCGUCGCUGAUGCCUACCUGGUCCGAGUGCUGGAGACCAUCGCCAAAGUCAGCUCACUUCUCGGAGAGACGGAAGAUGUGGAUCGCUAUCACAAAGACGCUUCAAGUACCAGAAAGGCCUUUGGGCGAGAAUAUAUCACACCAUCGGGCCUUCUUGUCGGAGACACACAAACAUCAUAUGCUCUCGCCAUUUCCUUUGGGCUCUUCGACGAUAAAAACCACGUUGCAAAAUCUUCGGGUCGCCUCAGCCACUUGGUCCACGCAGCCAAAUAUCGAAUAGCUACUGGCUUCAUUGGAACGCCCUUGAUCACUCAUGCACUCUCAGACACGGGCCAUUACCAGCUGGCCUAUCGCAUGCUUCUAGAGAAGAGCUGCCCAUCUUGGCUCUAUCCGAUCACAAUGGGUGCAACCACCAUUUGGGAAAGAUGGGAUAGCAUGCUUCCAGAUGGAUCCAUCAACCCAGGAAAAAUGACCAGCUUUAAUCAUUACGCUUUGGGCUCUGUUGCCAACUGGCUGCACAAAAAUGUCGGUGGUAUCAGCCCCCAAACACCUGGAUGGCAAACGAUCAGGGUGAGACCACUUCCAGGUGGAACAAUUACGAGUGCAAACGUAGCAUAUGAGGGUCCUUAUGGGCGGAUCGAAUGCUCGUGGAAGAUCAGUAAGAUCAAUGACACGUUUAGCAUGACUGUCGUCGUCCCUCCCAAUUCAAAAGCUGUGGUUAUACUGCCAUCUGAUUGGAAAGAGACACAGCAAGAUGGAGAGGAGAAAAGUUCCCUGAUCGGAUCUGGCAGACACCAGUUUUCAUGCCCCUACAAGCCAGCUAAAUGGCCUCCAGAGGCAGAGUUUGCUCGCUCCACGUUUCACCUAGAGGUAUAA